CGAUGACUGGGACCACUGGGAUCGAUAAUGUCGCGUACGAUGCUCCCGCGCACACAUCGGGGGUGCCGGACAUGCACGAGACACUGUCUAGUUUUCCGGAACAGUUCGGAGAUGGGCCGAGGAAACCGGAAAUAAAGCCGGAACCGGCGAAGGAGUCGGACAGUACGUCGGAUAACCUGAAGUGCGGCUGGUUCUGGUUCAGGCCCCUGUACCUGCAACGAUUUCGAACCGCGAAAUGGGCGCUUUUCUGGUUGUGUUGGACAGGCGCGAUACAAGGAAUGGUGGUGAAUGGUUUCGUAAACGUCGUCAUUACAACGAUAGAGAGGAGGUUCGGCUUAAGAUCAUCGCAGACUGGACUAAUAGCUGGCGGAUACGAUAUAGCCAGCUUCCUUCUCCUAGUCCCUGUGAGCUAUCUGGGCGGUCGUACGAAAGCAUCGAAACCGAGAUACAUAGGCGUAGGAGUUCUAGUCUUAGGUAUAGGAAGCCUCCUCUUCGCGUCCCCUCAUUACCUCGCUGGACCGUACAGGGGCGGCCAACAGUCACAGAACAUAUGUCAGAGGGUGACGAACACGUCGUCGCGUGCAGUGUCAUGCAGUGGGUCGAUGGGCCAAACGGACCAGGAGCCUUACAGCGGCUUGUACUUAACUAUCUUCCUUGUCGCGCAACUUCUGCACGGCGCUGGUUCCGCUCCUUUUUACACGCUCGGAGUUACGUACCUCGACGAGAAUGUGUCGAAAAAGAUGUCUUCUGUGUACUUAGGAAUUUUCUACACAAUGGCCAUAAUAGGACCCGCGCUUGGCUACGUGGUUGGAGGUGAAUUGCUGAAGCUGUACACGGAUUUCCUCACCGUGGAUCCGUCAGAAAUCGGUUUAACACCGGAGAACAACGUCUGGGUCGGAGCAUGGUGGAUCGGUUUCCUAGCAGCCGCGGUGCUCAGUUUCGUGAUCGCCAUUCCGAUACUGGCGUUCCCGGCAUUGUUACCCGGCUCGGAAGAACUGGCCAAGGAGAGAGUGUCGGAGGCACACGAGAAACCGAAGCAAUCGGCCACCAGCGAAACGGGAGAGGCGUUUUCGAAGAUCCGCGAACUGCCGCGCGCUUUGACCGAGCUGCUCGGUAACCCCGGAUUUUUCAUGCUGAAUCUGGCAGGUGCCAGUGAAGGAUUGCUGAUCGCCGGUUUCGCCGCGUUCCUGCCGAAGCUGAUCGAAAAUCAAUUCAACGUCAGCGCUAGCUCCGCCGCGUUGCUAAUGGGUCUAGUUACGGUUCCCGCCGGUGGCGGCGGCACUUUCCUGGGCGGUUAUCUCAUAAAACGGUUCAAUUUGCCCUGUUCGGGGAUUUUGAAGUUCUGCCUCCUGGCCACCGCCUCUUGCAUCGCCUUCACUUUGUGUUUUGUGCUGAACUGCCCGAAUUUAAGCUUCGCUGGGGUCACGGUGCCUUACUCCGACCAAAGCAGAAAAUCUUUCUCGUUGGACGACGCGUGCAAUAACGGCUGCGGAUGCUCGAGGUCGGAGUUCAAUCCAAUAUGCGGGGUUAACGGAAUCACGUAUUAUUCACCGUGCCACGCGGGAUGCUAUCAGGAGACGCAGAUAAACAACGUCGAAGUAUUUUCCGAAUGCACGUGCAUACGCGCGCCAUCGUUGAACAUGACGUCUGGGGAUGAUUUGGUAGCAUACCAGGCGGUCAACACGACCUGCAACACAACCUGCUCGUAUUUAUGGCCGUUCAUUGUCCUGGCUUUCUGCAACAUGUUCAUAACAUUCCUCUGCACGAUGCCCGCCCUCUCCGCGACGCUCCGAGUCGUUCGUGACGAUCAACGAUCCUUCGCCCUGGGCAUACAGUGGAUCAAAGUGAGGAUCCUGGGCACGAUACCGGCGCCCAUGGUAUUCGGUGCCCUGAUCGACGACACCUGCAUACUAUGGAACGAGACCUGCGACGGCAGGGGCGCGUGUCUCGUUUACGACAAUCUGUACAUGAGCAGGUACAUGAUGGCGUUAGCGUUUAUAGGCAAGGCAGCGUCCCUUCUUUUCUUCUUCCUGGCCUGGUGGACGUACAUUCCACCGGGUGGCAGAAGAAACGAUCAAAAUUCACGGGAGGAACCAACGACGACGUUGAUGUUAAACGAUACUCCCUCCACACCGGCCACCAUAAGUCCGAUAAUCGAACCGUAA
This is a messenger RNA of Dufourea novaeangliae, 2165 nucleotides long. It is a transcript of the gene Oatp26F, whose product is annotated as solute carrier organic anion transporter family member 4A1. Gene Ontology annotation, biological process: sodium-independent organic anion transport; transmembrane transport. Gene Ontology annotation, molecular function: protein binding. The record is from RefSeq and is a predicted model, not a curated record. The transcript has 12 exons. Gene Ontology annotation, cellular component: membrane. Lineage: Eukaryota; Metazoa; Arthropoda; Insecta; Hymenoptera; Halictidae. The coding region runs from base 3 to 2165 and encodes 720 amino acids.